Messenger RNA from Linum tenue, 2547 nucleotides. Lineage: Eukaryota; Viridiplantae; Streptophyta; Magnoliopsida; Malpighiales; Linaceae. The record is from the annotation of a GenBank genome assembly.
AUGUUCACUGGAAAGUAUGACGAAAAAGAAAUUGAGCGUUUCUCCAUCGACGAUGGCAGCCAUUUCAGUAUCACAGGAGAAAUUCUCCCUUCUCUCGGCGCCACUCGCAGCUUUCACCGCAAUAGUGUUGGUCGAUUCGUUAUCUCCCCUUUUGAUCCUCACUACAGGACAUGGGAGGCUUUCCUCGUGUUCUUGGUUUACUACACAGCGUGGGUGUCACCGUUCGAGUUUGGCUUCCUAGUCCGCCCGAGUGGGUUGCUCACCAUCACCGACAACAUCGUCAACGCCAUCUUCUUCGUCGACAUCGUGCUCACCUUUUUCGUCGCGUAUCUUGACAAGACCUCGUACCUUAUCAUCGAUUCAAAGAAGGAGAUUGCUACGCGGUACGUCACGACUUGGUUCCUCCUCGAUCUCAUCUCCACGAUUCCAUCCGAGUUUGUUCGCGUGAUCUUGCCAAACAACCUUCAGUCCUAUGGCUACGUCAGUAUGCUCCGCCUAUGGCGUCUCCGACGAGUCAGUCGAUUCUUUGCUAGAUUGGAAAAAGAUAAGAAUUACAGCUAUUUCUGGACUCGUUGUGCGAAGCUCGUUUCUGUUACACUCUUCGUAAUUCAUAUGGCUGCAUGCAUCUUUUACCGUUUGGCUGCACAUUAUUUUAACCCCACGGAGACUUGGAUUGGAUCGGUUUGGGAAGAUUUUAAAACAGAGUCACUGUACUCUCAAUAUAUAAAGUCCUUGUAUUGGUCUAUAACAACAAUGGCUACAGUUGGAUAUGGUGACCUGCAUGCUGUGAACCCCAAUGAAAUGACGUUUGACGUGAUGUAUAUGUUGUUCAAUCUCGCGCUAACAUCCUACAUUAUUGGAAAUAUGACCAACUUGGUGGUUCAUGCGGCCACUCGGACCAGACAUUUUAGAGAUACAAUUCACGCUGCAUCAAGUUUUGCACAAAGGAAUCGUUUACCUGUUCGACUGCAAGAUCAGAUGAUUGCACACUUGACUUUAAAGUACAGAACAGAUUCAGAGGGACUGCAUCAACAAGAGGCCAUCGAUUCACUUCCCAAAGCCAUUCGUUCCAGUAUUGCAAACUAUCUAUUUUACUCACUCGUUGAUAGGGUGUACUUGUUUCGUGGCGUAUCAAAUGACUUGCUUUUCCAAUUGGUAUCAGAAAUGAAGGCAGAGUACUUUCCUCCCAAAGAAGAUGUAAUUUUACAGAACGAAGCACCCACAGAUAUGUACUUUUUGGUCUCCGGUGUUGUGGUAAGUACUUGUUCUCAUAAUCGAUGUUUGCUUACAAGAAAACAUGUGUAUUUGCAGGAGCAUAUUGUGCAUAAGAAUGCCAUAGAGCAUGUUGUUGGUGAGGCAAGGACUGGCGAUGUGGUUGGUGAGAUUGGAGUGCUAUGCUACAGGCCACAGUUAUUCACAGUUCGAACCAAAAGAUUAAGUCAGCUUCUACGUUUGAAUCGAACUUCCUUUUUAAAUCUUAUUCAAGCUAAUGUUGGAGAUGGGACAAUAAUAAUGAACAAUGUUCUUCAGCAUUUAAAGGAAAAUAAUGAUCCAAUCAUGCAAGAAAUUUUAUCAGAGACAGAGCACAUGUUGGCACAAGGAAGAAUGGAUUUGCCUCUUACUUUAUGUUUUGCAGCGACGAGAGGUGACGAUCUAUUGUUGCACCAUAUAUUAAAGCGUGGUUCAGACCCAAAUGAGGCUGACAAUGGUGCACGAACUGCAAUGCAUAUUGCUGCUUCAAGUGGUAAUGAUCAUUGUGUAGCCUUACUUCUGGAAUAUGGAGGAGAUCCUAACAAAAAAGAUUCUGAAGGAAACGUUCCAUUGUGGGAUGCAAUGCUUGGCAAGCACGAAUCUGUAAUCAAGUUGCUUGUGGAAAAUGGUGCUACACUUUCUUCGGGUGACACGGGUCAGUUCGCAUUCACCGCGGUUGAGCAAAACGACUUGGAGUUGCUGAAUAAAAUCGUUAGUUACGGAGGAGAUGUGACAAGACAAACAAGCAGCGGAACCACAGCUCUUCACGCAGCAAUAUCUGAAGGAAACAUCGACAUCGUUAAGUUCCUUCUAGACCAAGGAGCCGACAUCGAUUUGCCAGAUUCCAAUGGGUGGACGGCGAGGGCUUUGGCAGAUCAUCAAGGCCAUGACGAGAUCAAAACAUUAUUCCAAAACAGGAAAGAAGUAAUCAAGAGACCAAUUCCCACCAUUAGUCAAGCAUCCAAGCUAGGAGGUAGUAGCAGCAGCAGUACUGUUAUUGGAAAGAAGCGAAUUGCCAAGUACGGUAGUGAACCCAUGAUAGCUCCCUACGAUCCAUCGACAGAUUACUCGCCACGAGGCGUCAUGCCAUCUGUACCUGAAAGGACAUGGACCGAUGAUUCCAGCAGAAGAAGAAGAGUUAAUACUUUCAGGAAUUCACUUUUUGGGAUAAUGUCUGCAGCUAACACUGGUAAGUCAACUAUUGAAACUAACACUUUCUUUUUUUUGAAACUAGUAGUGAUAAGAACAUGUUAUGGUAAGAAUGGGUUCCUCAAUAUUUACAUAAGGUACCGGUGA